This is a messenger RNA of Pollicipes pollicipes, 1307 nucleotides long. RefSeq names its product cAMP-specific 3',5'-cyclic phosphodiesterase. The record is from RefSeq and is a predicted model, not a curated record. NCBI's taxonomy places the organism in Eukaryota, Metazoa, Arthropoda, Thecostraca, Pollicipedomorpha, Pollicipedidae. Bases 124 to 468 code for a protein of 114 amino acids. The transcript is spliced from 2 exons.
GUGGCCCAUCGACCUGACCGCGAACAGGCCGAUACUCGACCAGCGUGGUCAUUGAUCAUUGAUCGUGGUCAUUGAUCGCCUCGUUCGGACCGCACCGCCGCCAGCAGUGCCGCCGUGGACGGCAUGGAGGCGCGUCUGGCGCCCCUGCGGCGGCGGCUCAGCCUCAAGAAGGAACGGCAGCCGGCAGUCGUGGAGCUGAAGCGGUUCCAACGCUACAACACGGUCGUGUGGUACCGCCAGUCGUCGCUGGGCGACGUGCCCGACGUCAAGCGCGUGCAUAGCCAGCCGCACCUUUUCGACGUUGAAAAUGGCGGCGUCCAGGGGCGCGCGGACGGCUCGCCCUCCACCGGCCUGGUGCUCCAAAGCCUGCCACAGCGCCGGGAGUCGUUCAUCUACAAGUCCGACUCAGACUUCGAGAUGUCGCCCAAGACAAUGUCGCGCAACUCGAGUAUCGCUAGCGACGGGUGAGUACGGUGCGACUUCCGAUCGGUGAUCUUCGCGUUCACGGGCGGACGGCUCCACUUCGAGGUGGUCCCCCUGGGAGGCGUUGCUCCAGGCCCUCAUUACCCGAACUUUGAAGCCUUAAGUGGAUUGCAUGGGGACCGAUGUGGGGGUUGCGUCCGGGAAACUCUGUACGGCCAUGGCAGCUUGAGCCAAUGUUUCCAGCUCACUCUACUGGUAAGUUGGUAAUCGUAACUUGCGGUCAUGGGCCAGAUGAAACUUGUUGGGGCUGAUAUACUGGACUUUGGUUGAGUGGGAAAGUUGGGCGGUCGGCCAUCCCGCGUGAAACAUCCUGAAAUGUUGGAGAGGAUGGAAAAUCGUGGCAGCCAAUGGUGCUCUAAGCCCGAUAUUGAUUUUACGUGCCACGGGGUGCGAUAUUGAUCAGGUAAGUGUGCGUGUGCAUUAUUGACUAUUAAUUUCUUAUGGGCUCAGUCCUAAAUGCACUUACGGGGAGUAACUUAGCCAGAUGGCUGCUACCAUCGCUCUGAAAUUAUGCAUCGCCAGGUGCCAGCAGAUCCAGCACCGAGAGCGAACACCAGAGUAAAACGGAGUGCACUGAUGACGAUUAUGUCUGUGGAUAGAUCCAGUGCCAUUUGAUUCCGACUAUGAUUGCAUUCAUUACAUUAAUGCCAUCGGGUAUCUGUAGUACAGCCCAGGGAUUGCAUAGUUCACUGAAUAAAGCCUCUGUGCACUUUGCACGACACAUUUAGCUGAUUGCUGAUGAGGCGCGACCCCAUUCCGAGCGCGACAUACUCCGCGUGAUUGCUGGUGAUCCGUCCGUGUCGCUUUAACAAGUGACGGCUCGG